Salvia miltiorrhiza (redroot sage) is the source of this 1202-nucleotide messenger RNA. RefSeq names its product phosphoglycerate mutase-like protein AT74H. Gene Ontology annotation, molecular function: phosphatase activity. NCBI's taxonomy places the organism in Eukaryota, Viridiplantae, Streptophyta, Magnoliopsida, Lamiales, Lamiaceae. The transcript has 3 exons. The coding region runs from base 174 to 1076 and encodes 300 amino acids. The record is from RefSeq and is a predicted model, not a curated record.
GAAGUUUGUCAUGUAUUUUUGCUUUCUUCAAAACAAAUCGCAUUGAUUCUAGGAUUUCUGAGUAUGUGAUCAUGAUCCUAUCAUGUUCAUGUGAUUGAUUUUGAGAUUUUUAUGAAUCACCACUUUGUCUCUCUCACUCGAUUUCUUCCAAGAUUGGUAGCCCGUUUUGGUGAAUGAAGACUGUUGACACGGCCAAAAGAAACUGUCAAAGGUUUUUGUAUAUACAUAGCCAGAAUCCCCAACCAAACCAUCCUAGAUCAGAUCCCACCAUGGCUGCCAAGAAUAGGUGGCUUCCAAAGCGUAUAAUCUUGGUCCGCCAUGGCGAGAGCAACGACAACGAUGAUGGCCCCAGUCACAGCACCCCACUGAGCCGGCGGGGGGCGGAGCAGGCGAGGCGAGCAGGCACCCGCAUCCGGGAUCUCCUAGACCAAAGUUGUUCCUCCUGGAAGAUCUACGUCUACGUCUCCCCUUACGAGUGCACGAGAUCAACGCUGCGAGAGAUGGGGCGCGCUUUUCCGGCCAGCAGAUUGAUCGGAGUGAGAGAAGAGUGCAGAGUGCGAGAGCAGGAUUUCGGGAAUUUUCAGGAUCCCCAGAAGAUGAGACAGCUCAAGGAAAUCCGCAACAAAUUCGGGCGAUUCUUCUUCCGCUUCCCGGAGGGAGAAUCGGGAGCCGACGUCUUCGAUCGCGUGUCGAGUUUUCUGGAAUCAAUGUGGCGGGACAUAGACAUGCAGAGGUUCCCGCUCGAUGGGGACGAUGAGCUGAAUCUGAUAAUCGUGUCGCACGGGCUGGCCAUCCGCAUAUUUCUGAUGCGGUGGUUCCGAUGGACGGUGGAGCAGUUCGAGCGGCUCAAGAACCCUAAGAACUGCGAGUUUCGGGUGAUGCAGCUGGGGGAGGGCGGCGAGUACAGCCUCGCCGUCCAUCACGACGAGCCUAGGCUCAAGGCCUGGGGCCUCUCGCCCGACAUGAUAGCGGAGCAGAAGCUCAGAGCUUCCACCAGGACCCACCACGACUUUCUCUGGUAUCACACUUUCUUUGCCCCUUCUCACGACGACGCCGACACACGUGUCACUGCCUAGGCUAGGAUAUUUUGUAUUAGGUGUAAUUAUUUGCUAAUAAUUGUGCUUUCGCACCAACGACGUUAUUUGAUACGUGUUUCCAUGUCAUACCAAAGCAGGAAUUUGACAACAUUUAUUUUCUUCUAA